Messenger RNA from Polyodon spathula (Mississippi paddlefish), 2575 nucleotides. RefSeq names its product lactosylceramide 1,3-N-acetyl-beta-D-glucosaminyltransferase-like. Gene Ontology annotation, cellular component: membrane. Gene Ontology annotation, biological process: brain development. The record is from RefSeq and is a predicted model, not a curated record. NCBI's taxonomy places the organism in Eukaryota, Metazoa, Chordata, Actinopteri, Acipenseriformes, Polyodontidae. The transcript is spliced from 2 exons. The coding region runs from base 463 to 1602 and encodes 379 amino acids.
UGCAGUUGCCACCUUUCUUUAGCUCUCUUCAUUCCAGGGAUGGGAUUGUGCUGCUGAUAAAACUAAUCACCAAUCUGAACUGAAUUUCAUUCCUUUAGAAUGAAUACUUCAUAAUACUUGAGUACAUCUUGUGAAGGAAAAAGAAUCUGGACUUUUUUUAUUAAAUGGAUAAUACUUUUUUCUCUUGAGCCUAAAAUGAACAGCACAAGAAGAUGAGGAUAGCAUUGCAGAAAUCUGUUUAAUUUUUGGAGAAAAGGAAUACUCUAAAUUAAGAAUUUUCUCACGGAACACAGGUUUUCAAGCAACUCCAUGCAUACUGCAAAGAUGGUCCUUCUUGUGGGAACACUAUAAUGGAAUUCAGACAAGUUGAAAAUUGUAAUCUGUGCAAGAACAACAAGGACAGCCCAUUGAACCCAGUAUACUGGACCUGACAGUGACUGGAGGUGACAGUAAGAUUACAAUAUGUUUAGAAGUGCCAGAAGAUUUAGAAAAUGCCAGUUUAUGCAGUUGAUGACUACGUGCUUCAUACUCUCCCUUCUUAUGAUAUAUUGGGAACAACUUGACAACCACGUUGUAAGCCACAUGAAAUCUUACUCCUAUCGUUACCUUGUGAACAGUUAUAAUUUCCUAAACGACAGCCUUUCCAUAAGCAGUGAGGAAGCUAGUAGCUUGCCCAACUACCAGUACUUGAUCAACCACAAGGAUAAAUGUGAAAAGCAAAAUGUGCUCCUUGUGCUGUUUGUGAAAACAUCUCCGGAGAACCUAGAGAGACGUCAAGCUAUCCGCUCCACCUGGGGCAACGAGGAGUACAUCCACUCCGAGCUGAAGGCCAGUGUGAAGGUUGUCUUUGCACUAGGGGUUCACAAACAUCCAUUACAGAGAGAAGUCAUCCAAAGGUAUCUUGAAAGAGAAGACCGGCAGUACGGCGACCUUAUACAACAAGACUUUACUGAUGCUUUCCACAACCUCACCCUCAAGUUGAUCAUGCAGUUCAAGUGGGCUCACAUGUACUGCGGACAUGCCAAGUUUGUCAUGUCAGCGGACGAUGACAUCUUCAUCCAUGUACCCAACCUGGUGAAGUAUCUCCAAGACUUGGAUCAAAGAGGCGCCCGGGAUCUCUGGAUCGGACGUGUCCAUAGAGGAGCCCCUCCAAUCAGGAUCAAAGAAAGCAAGUAUUAUGUUCCCCAUGAGAUGUACCAGUGGUCUUCCUACCCAGAUUACACUGCAGGCGCUGCUUAUGUAGUUUCAGGGGAUGUAGCUGACAAAAUCUAUAGGGCAUCCAUGACUCUCAACACCACACUCUACAUAGAUGAUGUUUUCAUGGGAAUCUGUGCUACUAAAGCAGGGGUAAUUCCUCAAUAUCACACAUACUUCUCUGGGGAGGGGAAGGCCCCCUAUCACCCCUGUAUCUACAAGAAGAUGAUGACUUCUCAUGGACACUUAGAAGACAUUCAUUACCUUUGGAGGGAGGUCACAAAUCCAAAGCUUAAGACUUUCUCCUCUGGCAUACUGGGACAGCUGUACUGUACUGCUGUGAAAGCUUUUCUUCUUUGUAAACCGUAUUCUGUGGACACUUAUCCCUGCAGUGCAGUGUUUUCUUAAUACCGAUGAGUGACUGUAAAGAGCAUGGUGUGAAGUUGUUUGUAAAGAUGCAGUGUUUUUCUUUCCCUGCAGAUUGUUACAAGUUACAUUGUUUAAAUUGACGUUUACCUCACUCUUCUUUCAUUUAAUGGAAGCAGAAGCAUUAGAUUCAUAAGUACCUUUCCUCAAUAUUUUGUUUGCAUUUUUUUAUAGAUAAACUGCAAUGUAAUUGAUAAAAAAAACAAUUAAAAAAAAAAAAAAAAAAACACAAAAAAACCCCUGGAUUUUCAGUUUAAGUAGCUGAUGAAAAUCUACACUGCAAUGCUACUAACCAACUUUCUCUAUGUGAAAAUACAAUUAUAAUUGUGAGCAAGGUAAAGGGUAGAAAGGGUUUUGGUCGUGGCAAUGAACAGUUAUCACAGAACAGCUGGUUGGACAGAUAACUAAACACUUAUUUUAAUCACUCAUAAUGAGUUUAACAUUAGUCACAGUUAAUUUGUGUCCAGUGAGGGUAAGUUUGUUAUUUUUGACAGCUGCUUUAUACAUCUUUAUAAGUCAUAAGAUCAUCAAGAGCCAACGAGAGUGCUGUAUUUAGGUGUGUUGUCAUGUAGUAAAAACCACAAGUGGUCUGAGUAAAUAGUUUAAUCUCAAACAUCAAUGGCACACAAUAAAAAAUACAUUUCUGUAUAUUACACAAGGCAUUGCUUGCUUGACAACACCGUACAGUUCCAUAGGAAUCAAACAGUAUUCUUAUUGAGUGACCUCAUUGGGCCUACAAUUAAAACACAUCUCCUCAAGAUGAUGAGUACAAUACAUUUCAGUUGACUUAACCUUAUUUCUCCCUUUACCUUGUUCUCCACCAGUACAAUAUAUUUAAUUCAGUUUUACUGCACCCCUAAUGUGACCUAAAAGAUUGUGGUUUCCAUGGACCUUUUAGUAGGAUUACCCAUAAGGGUUAAGCUGUGAGUUGUGAAGCUUGGAGCUUUCCAGUGCU